UUAGCUGCGCCAUCGGCGAGAGGCGGACGCGUAUAAAGCAAACCGUAAAACACUAGACUCCAUCCCUGCACAGAUCAAAAAGCUCCUUACAAGCUCAGUCAACGAAAUGUUCAGGGUGAUUUUCGCCUUAGUCCUUGUGACUAUCUUUCAUAUCUCCUCAAGCCUUUCUCACCGAGCUCAAGAUGUUGUGGUAAGCAAAAAAGAGGCCACGUCAUUUUACAAACGCUUCUUUCUGGACAAUGACAUCUACGAAGAAUGCUACGGAGAGGAAUCGUGUGACUUCGAAGAAGUCGUCGAAAAGUACGGUCAUUCGGAACAGUCGUAUGAAUACUGGAACACGUAUACUUGUAACACCACCAAUAAACGCUGUAAAGACGUCGCCUGCCGUGGUUAUCCAAUCGGAAUGGAGAGCGGAAAGAUCUCGGAUGAAAACAUCGUUGCCUCCUCGUGGCAGGAACCCUUCCAUGCCUUCCGACCUGAGAAGGGUCGUCUACACAAAGAUGACGGUGUAUGGUGUCCUAACACGUUGGGAGAAGUUGACAAGGGAUAUUACCUUCAAGUCGAGUUUCCAGGUCGAUACAACAUUUGUGCAGUUGCUUCUCAGGGUUCACCUCUGUAUGAUACAGACUGGGUGACAAAAUAUCGACUUCAAUACUCCAUGGACGGGCAGAACUUCACGUUUUACACCGAAAAUGGGGAGGUCAAGGAGUUUUCCGGUAACACGAACGCUAAAGAGAUGGUAAAGAAUGACUUAAGCCGACCAAUCACUGCGCAUUUCAUCCGCUUUGUCCCCGUUGAAUGGAACUACAAGCCUUGUAUGCGUGUUGAGGUCUAUGGAUCAGCCAUUGCCUGUCCCUGGAAAACAAAGAACGACAAGUGUUGUGUGUUUCCAUUCACAUACAAGGGAAAGAAGUACUACAAGUGCAUUGUAGACUGGGUCUGGAUGCCAUGGUGCGCAACAACUUCGAACUUUGACAAGGACAAUGAGUGGGAGAACUGCCUUCCAAAAAGCAAGCAGUAAGAGGAGCUUCUACAAACCUUCAGGGAACUGAGAAUAGUAGUGAAAUAGCUGAAUCAAGAAAAUAAAGAAGCAGUUGCAGUGAUUCUCUUAAAACAUUAAUUUAGUGGAAAAUGUACUCUUGGCUCAUUAACAACAACUUGGAUUAUUAAAUAAAACUCUCCUGAU
Messenger RNA from Pocillopora verrucosa, 1186 nucleotides. The record is from RefSeq and is a predicted model, not a curated record. Lineage: Eukaryota; Metazoa; Cnidaria; Anthozoa; Scleractinia; Pocilloporidae.